CAAGUCUGCAACAUAGUGUGCGACCAGAGUACACAGCGCGUCUUUGUCCGGCUAGAACUCCAUUUUACGCCAACCAAGGAACUGUUGGGACAGGACCCAAGCAGUCAGGCAGUCAGAUUGGCAGAACAUUCCAUUUACCAGUUUGAAGGCGGCAAGCUUAUCAGGAUGUGGACGAUUGUAGACUGGGAGGGAUUGCGAAGACAUAUGGUGGCGCACUAG
Molecule: messenger RNA, 219 nt
Organism: Westerdykella ornata
Lineage: Eukaryota; Fungi; Ascomycota; Dothideomycetes; Pleosporales; Sporormiaceae
Exons: 1
Biological process (GO): polyketide metabolic process
Source: RefSeq, a predicted model, not a curated record